Molecule: messenger RNA, 1857 nt
Organism: Exophiala xenobiotica
Lineage: Eukaryota; Fungi; Ascomycota; Eurotiomycetes; Chaetothyriales; Herpotrichiellaceae
Exons: 2
Coding region: 1-1857 (618 amino acids)
Molecular function (GO): flavin adenine dinucleotide binding; NADP binding; N,N-dimethylaniline monooxygenase activity
Source: RefSeq, a predicted model, not a curated record
AUGACAGACGAACAAUACUCCAGUGCUUUAGUUGACACACCACCUGUGACUUCGCAGGCCUUUUCCCUAAAGGCCGCGGAUAAUGUCCAGGUGGUGUCCCUAUCCUUGGAAGAGCUCCAAGAGAAGAAUGAAACGAAACAGAUGGGGGACCCGUUCACUGAAGUUGUUCUUGUCACAAACCAUUUAUUCGGCACCAAACGCAAUCUAAAAGUAAUAGUCAUUGGAGCUGGCGUCUCAGGACUGAACUUCUUUAAGAAAGCCGAGGAGCAGGGGGAAAACUUGGAUAUUGUAUGCUACGAAAAGAAUGCCGAUAUUGGAGGUACUUGGUUGGAGAACCGUUAUCCUGGUUGUGCUUGCGACAUACCCUCUGUUGUGUACCAGUUCCCGUGGAGACCCGCACGCUGGUCUCACUAUUGGUCUCAAUCAGAGGAGAUCUGGAACUAUCUGAAGACGGUUGAACAGGAGAAUAGCUUUGUCGCCAAGUACGUCAAGCUGCGACACCAGAUCGAAUCGCUCUCUUGGAGUGACAACAGGGGCUGCUGGACUGUCAGUGUUAAAGACCUUGAACGCGAUCUCGAAUUCGAGGAUCAUGCUGAUGUGAUUGUUAACUGCACCGGAGUCCUGAACAAUUGGAAGUGGCCUGCUAUCCCUGGCCUACAGACAUUCCGAGGCCCCUUGCUCCAUUCCGCUGCAUGGGACCCUGAGGUUAAUCUGAAAGGGAAGCGUGUUGCCAUCGUUGGCGCGGGCAGUAGUGCCGUGCAGAUAUUACCCAGUAUCUACGAAGACGUUGACAAAAUAUAUACGUGGAUCCGGAGCAAGGUCUGGAUAACGGGAAAUUUCAGCCAGUCUUUCGUCCGGACAGAUGGGGGUAAUUAUUCGUACACGGAAGAUCAACAGAAAAUAUUCGAGGAUGCUAGUCACGACGAAUAUCUGGCUUACCGAAAGAUGGUUGAGGAACCGUUCAACAAGCGCUUUGAAUUUAUUGUCAACGGCACGGGAGUCCAACAAAAUGUCUUCGACCUUUGCAACGAGCACAUGAGAUCCAAACUCAAGACGAAACCUGAGCUUGUCGACAAGAUCGUUCCUACUGACUUUUUCGUCGGGUGCAGGAGGCCUACUCCAGGUUAUGGGUAUCUCGAAAGUCUAUGUGGCUCAAAAACAACAGUUUUCACGGAGAGCUUGAGGAAUGUCACCGAAAGAGGGUUUAUCGACCCUGAGGGCAAUGAGCAAGAGGUGGAUGUCAUUAUCUGUGCCACCGGGUUUGACACCUCUUUCAAACCCCGGGUUCCUCUUCUGGUAAACGGCGUGGACAUGCGCCAGAAAUGGAGCCGAGAACAGCAUCCACCGUCUUAUCUUAGUGUUGGCUUUGCCGGUGUGCCAAACUACUUUGUCUCCGGGGGUGCAUACUUCCCAGUAGCACAUGGGUCCUUUUUCCCUCUCAUCGACUCUUUCUGCAGCUAUACGCUGAAGCUCGUUGAAAAAAUCCAGACGGAGAACAUUGUGUCCAUCAGACCCAAUGAGACCAAGACGAAACAAUUUCUUCAAUAUGCAAAUGCGUUUCUCAAACGUACUGCCUGGAAUGGCCCUUGCUCGUCUUGGUUCAAAGGUGGGACUGUGGAUGGUCAACCUGCACUCUACCCGGGAUCACGACUGAGCUUCAUUAAGCUCCUCGAAAGCCCCAGGCCUGAAGAUUAUGACAUCGAAUACCAGAAUCCUCAGAACCCAUUCUCUUUCCUUGGGCAGGGAAUGCAUGUAUGUGAGAAGGAUGGUAGUGAUCUCACAUGGUACCUUGGUUCACUCGAAGGCGGCGAGAAGGAGAGCGAUGAUUUGCGAAGGAAAAUGGCUGCUCCAGAGUAA